Thalassophryne amazonica is the source of this 3341-nucleotide messenger RNA. RefSeq names its product growth arrest-specific 2b (gene gas2b). The coding region runs from base 139 to 1467 and encodes 442 amino acids. Gene Ontology annotation, cellular component: actin filament. NCBI's taxonomy places the organism in Eukaryota, Metazoa, Chordata, Actinopteri, Batrachoidiformes, Batrachoididae. Gene Ontology annotation, biological process: actin crosslink formation. The record is from RefSeq and is a predicted model, not a curated record. The transcript is spliced from 8 exons. Gene Ontology annotation, molecular function: cytoskeletal adaptor activity; actin filament binding; microtubule binding.
GAACAUCUGACUGUGGGUGAUGUGCACGUCUGUUUCUAACUGCACAGAUACUGCUAAGAUACUGUUAGAAAAAGGGAAAUAUUCUGAAGAUUCCUGCUGAACUUACAGCUUGCUUCUUUCCAUUAUAUUAGGUGAAGGAUGGACACAAACCCUGGUAGUCCUUGGAGUCCAACAGAGUUGGGGAGGAACUGCGUUUUCAGCCAGAAGUAUGGACACUGUGGUCCAGGACUGUCCAGUCCUCACGAGUACAACCAAUGGCUGCCUUACCGUCAUGAUGCCAGCCUGCUGCCCAUGAAAGAAGACCUGGCCUUAUGGCUCAACAGCAUUAUGGGUGUAGAUGUCACAGCGGACAAUCUGAUGGAGGAGUUGGAGAACGGCGUUCUCCUCUGUCAUCUGGCACAACUGCUGCAGGAGAAAAUGAUCCAACCGAACACUGAUAAUCCUUUUGAACAAACAGUGAUCCACUGGCGACCUGAUGCAACAUCUGGAUCCUUUUUUGCCAGAGACAAUACUGCCAGUUUUCUUUAUUGGUGCCGGAAGAUUGGUGUUGAUGAGGCUUACCUGUUCGAAUCUGAGGAUUUGGUUCUCCGCAAGCAUCCACGAGGGGUUUGUCUGUGCCUGAUGGAGCUGGGACGGAUCGCAGCAAGGUAUGGAGUGGAGCCUCCGGGCCUGGUCCAGUUGGAGGAGAGUGAGCUAGAGAAAGAAGAGACUAGGUCCUUAUCUCCAUCAUCCCCUCUGCACCUCCCUUUUCCUCCUGCACCGAGUUCAAUGGUGCAACCAGAACUCCUCCCAACCCCGUCUCCUCCCCCUCCAUCCACGGCUUGUCUGCCUGAACCUCUUUCAGCUUCCCUUGUCUCUGAUCUUCCAUCAGCCAUAACAAACCCAGCGGCAGAGUGUUUUUCCUCCCCCUCAACCGCCAACCCACAUACAAACACAGCCUCAACACAAACACCUUUGUUUUCUUCAACCAGAGUCUCUAACACGCCCGCUCCACUGUCAGCUACCCCCUCAGACCAAAACCUGGUGUCAGUCUCCACCACUAGCCUCACACCUGAAGACACACCUCCCUCCUCGUCGGCAGCUCUGCCUCAUCGUUGCAACAAACCUACGCGACGAAGCACCGUAGGCACGCUUUUGGAUGAGACUGUAAGAAACAUGAUCGAGGAUCCUCCCUGCAGCUGUCCCACCACAUUCCCUGUAGAGAAACAGCCUAAAGGUUGCUAUCGAGUUGGGGAUAAAGUUCUGUACGUACGAAUGCUGAACGAGCAUCAUGUAAUGGUGCGAGUCGGUGGAGGCUGGGAGACUUUUCUAAGUUACAUCCAGAAACACGACCCCUGCCGAGGAGGUGCAGUUGGCAGAUCUGAGGUCAGGAGCUGUGGGGUCAAAGCGAAGGCGCACAGUUUGAACACCUCACCUGACAGCUACAUGGUGGUUGGUGCCCGUUACCACAGCAAGAAGUGCUCUUAACCUGAUUCCCUCCUGCUCUGGGUAGCAUUGACCUAAUUUGACCAAAUUGUAGAAGGUCAGUGAUAUAAUCUAGUUAAAAUCACAUAUUUUCAAUUUAAAAAGGCAUUGUGUCUUGCAAAAAGGCGAUUAGUAUCUUCCAGUAUGUUUGUCAUUAAUAAUUUGAUGCCGUUUAGUUAUUUUGGUUGUUAUGUAUUUAUGCAGUUACAGUAUUUUCUGGAGUAUAAAUCUUGUUUUGGGUUGGGGUUUUGGGUUGAGAGAUCCUGCGACUUAUAUACCAAAAAAAAAAAAAAAAUCACACAUUUGUUAAUGGUAAUAAUAAUUAUAGUGACUGUUUAUACAGGCCAUUCAAAGUAAUCCAAGCAACAAACAAAAUAAACUCUAAUAAUAAAAAGUACACUACUACAGAAAAAUUCCAAAUUAAAGAAUUGAUAAUAAAUAAAGGUGUGAUUUAUACUCUGGAAAAUACAGUACCUUUUUCAGUUGGAAACAAAUAUUCACACAAGCACACUGAGCAGUGACGUAGUUCUUAUGGUUUCAUACCUGCUGACCCACUGACGAACAGCACUGUGUAAAGCUCUUAAGCAUCCUAGUGUUUCUCUAUAAAUGGGGGUUUGAUGUUUUUCUUCAUUAUUAUGUCAGCAAAAGACAACAUUUGCAAUAUGCAAAUGUAUUUUCCAAAAUAAAUAAAUGCAUUUUUUAAAAAAAACAUACAUGACAGAGAAAUAUAUUUAUUCUAUUAAAGAAAGUAGCAUAUUAUAGAAAGUAAUAGUCUUUUUCAUAUAAAUAUGAACCUUACUUUGAAAGUUUACAGCUGAUAAACAAUUCAACAAAGAGAACAAACAACAUAAUAUAAUAAUAGUUAUUAUUAUAUAACAAUAGUUAUUAAUAAUAAUGUUUUUUUUUCAGUGUGGUAGUCUUGUAAAAUCAUUGAGUAGUUUAGCAUAAAGGAAUACGUAUGAUUUAAAGAGUUGUCAAACAAUAUAUUUUUCUGAUGGUUUUGUCCAGUGGGAGCCAAUGUAUAGCUGACCUUUGCAUUAAUUAUCACCAAGUACAACACAUUCAGCGUGUGUCUCGUUCAUAUAUUGAUCAGCGAGGCCACACUUUGCGUCAGCCAGCAGCAUUGAUUUUGGCAGAGCAUCUCAUAUAACUGUUUCCAGAAGAGCUCCCCUCUUCAAGGCCAUCCCUGUCCAUUCUCCAUGGGAUGUGGAGUUGUGUCAGGAAGGCAUCUGGUGUAAAACGUGUGCCCAAAUCAACAUGUAGAUCCAUAAUGGAUGUGCUGUGGCGAUCAUGAGGAAAUAAGGGAAAAGCCAAAAGAACCUACUUUCUAUUGUGAAUUACAUUAUAUCAAAAAGAGUUUCAUUAUUUUUUCUGCUUCUUGGUUUGAGGAAAAAAGUUUCACUGUGCCUUAGUUUUUGCAUGGUACUGUAUAUCAUAAACAGGCCUGUUGGAAAGCAUAUAAUAAUAUAAUGAUGGAUUUUUAUAAAAAUCAUACUCAAGGUUUUUGCACAGUGCUAAACUCUAACAGUAUUUAUGCAUUUUAUAUUGAAUAUGUGUUUGAUGGCCACAGGUUAAAAAUAACCUAAUGCAACAAAUUUCCUUUUAAUAGUGCAAAUGUCAUUCCCAAAAUAUCAUACGUAUAACACAUGAUGGGUGAAAAAGACACUUGCAAAUUUUGUGCUCCAUAGGGAGAGAAAGCAUAAGGAAAGCAUGAGGAUCUUCCUCUAGAUGGCACCAUAUCCUCAGUAAUAAAAGGUCUUUCCACAGCUCAGUUCAGAAUUUAGUCCUCUUCUCUAUAGCUUUUCCACAUCUUACAGAAUGGUUUCAGAUUAACUACACAAACUGCUAUAUACAAAAAAAAAAAAAAAAAAAAAAAA